Molecule: messenger RNA, 1932 nt
Organism: Trypanosoma cruzi
Lineage: Eukaryota; Euglenozoa; Kinetoplastea; Trypanosomatida; Trypanosomatidae
Product: retrotransposon hot spot (RHS) protein, putative
Exons: 1
Coding region: 1-1932 (643 amino acids)
Source: RefSeq, a predicted model, not a curated record
AUGUACGUGCUGGAGGGAUUCUACGAGUCUGUGUACAAUGCGAGGUGGAGCCAUGUCGUGGAAGUUACUGACGGCGAGGGGACGGGAAUGGAGGUGAAGGAGGGGAAACCACCGCAGUCAUGGACUUACAGGGCAGUUGGCGGAUCCCUCGAAAAGGAUGACGGUGUGCAGCAAUCCGGUGCAGAGCGUCUCAGGCUGAUGGUGCUCACCUCGGACAAGGAAUGGCCGUACUCGUGGGAACGGGGGGUGGGUGAAUUUAUUCAUGACUGCUAUUUGAACUGUGAGGUGGAGCGAGUGUGGCAGAUAGUCAAGCGCGAUCUAACCAAGUGGUUCAGCACUUGCGGUAAGAUCAAACCUUCGCCUCAUCCGUGUGUGUUGAUUGGGACGCCCGGGAUCGGGAAGUCGAUGAAUGCCGGUUCGUACCUCCUCUACCAGCUGCUGCACUACGAUGCGGAGAAACUCCAAAUGGUUGCGUACUUUAUUGCGGAUCGAACAUUUCUGUUUGACAAGACCGCCAAAACGGUGUCACUGUACACGAGUGAGGCCAGUAUUCUGAGUAUUUUGGGCAGUUUCUCUCGGCGUGGGGUGAAAGGGUAUAUUAUCUACGACGUGGCAAUGAGGGGUCAUGAACCGUCUACUAGUUUGCCUUGCAAGGGAUGGGGCAUGAUUGUGGUGACACCACCAGACAAAAACAACUACGAAUCGUGGGCAAUGCAAAUGGGAGCCGUACAAAUCAUAAUUAAUUGCCCCGAAGAAAACGAUGUGAAGGCAAUGUGCAUGUGGAAGAAGCACAAUGGGCAGCUUGAGGAGGAAGAAGCGAAGGAAGAAGCGGAGGAAGAAGCGGAGGGAGAAGCGGAGGAAGAAGCGGAGGAAGAAGCGGAGGAAGAAACAGAGGAAGAAACAGAGGAAGAAACAGAGGAAGAAACAGAGGAAGAAACAGAGGAAGAAGAGGAGGAAGAAGCGGAGGAAGAAGAGGACUACUGGAAAAAGGUGAAAGAUCGCAUGAAUAAAGUGGGGCCGAUUCUCCGCUUCAUCUUUAAUGAAAAAAAGUCUGAGGCUCGCUUUAUCGCGUGUGAAGAUGCCGUGAAUAAUAUCACUCCUUCGAUGCUACAGUAUGACGCUGGUAUUGGAACUGACAACUUGUAUGACGGCAAUCAUGUGUCUCACAAGCUUGUGAAGGUUGUCCGAGUACGACAAGAAGACAACAUUGAAUCGCCUUUGAAUGUACUGAUAUCCCCCUACCUCGAACGUAAAACAUUGGCCAAGAUGAAAAGAGAAAUGAAGCAGACGGAUUUUAUUUUUCUCUUGUUGAGUAUUUGGGAUUAUAUCUUACCAUAUCUUAUUGAAAAGUAUGCCGUAUCCGCAUUUUUGAAUGAGGAGUUCCUACGUGCGAUAAGACUUAAAAUUGAGGAACUGAAGCCAAGGGGACGACCUAGGUCACACAGCUGUGCGCUGGUAAAGUAUUCGUACGAAAGCUUCACCAGGAAAGAGUUUUUACAAGUACCAGACAACCCUUCUAAUCGGAUCGCCAUAGAGUACAGUGUGCUGUAUCAACCGAAGGUCAAAAACUUUCCGUUGGUAAACGGCUUUUUCUUUGUGGACUCAAAUCCAAUGACGCUGGUUGGGCUGCAGAUCACUACGGCGGGUGAGCAUCACACCAAAACCAGCACUGUGAGGCAGUUCACGGAGUAUCUGGCGGCAUAUUUUAAUGAUUGGGAGGAAUUGUCCCGAGAAAUGUCGUGGGAGAUUAUUUAUGUGCAGCACAAAGACAACAAGCCGCUAACUGGCUGGCAGAGAUGUGAUCUUGUCAAUUCCGAUAAUUUGAGCGACGAUGAAAAAAGGAUUGCGGCGUUCUGGAAGGAAAAGGUGCAUCAGUACCGAGCAGCAGUAUCAUCCGCUGACGCCAGAAGAAAGAAAGCUCUCCGGGGGUGA